AUGGCGGCUUCGGAGGCGGCGGCGGCUGGGCCCCCGGCGGCGGCGGCAGGCAUCCCAGCCUCCCCGGCGACCAGGAGGGAGGCCGCCGCCGCCUCAGACCCGUGGGGACCGUCGGAUCCCCGGCUGAGAGGCAGCCGACCGCGGUCUGCAGCGGUGAGGCCACAGCCCGCGGCGCCGGGGCCACCGGCCCGCGAGCUGAUUCAGCCGUCCGUGAGCGAGCUGUCCCGGGCCGUGCGCACCAACAUCCUGUGCACAGUGCGCGGCUGCGGCAAGAUCCUGCCCAACAGCCCCGCGCUCAACAUGCACCUGGUCAAGAGCCACCGGCUGCAGGAUGGCAUAGUAAAUCCAACAGUAAGAAAAGAUUUGAAAACCGUCCCAAAAUUUUACUGCUGUCCAAUUGAAGGAUGUCCUCGAGGUCCUGACAGACCAUUUUCUCAGUUUUCUCUCGUAAAACAGCACUUUAUGAAGAUGCAUGCAGAGAAGAAGCAUAAAUGCAGCAAGUGCAGCAACUCUUAUGGGACUGAAUGGGACUUGAAAAGACAUGCAGAGGACUGUGGCAAGACCUUCCAGUGCACAUGUGGCUGUCCCUACGCCAGCAGAACAGCUCUGCAGUCUCACAUCUACCGAACCGGCCAUGAGAUCCCUGCAGAACACAGGGAUCCACCUAGUAAAAAAAGGAAAAUGGAAAACUACCUACAAAGCCAGAAGUUACCCAGAAUGACCACUGAAUCACUGAACGGCCAACCAACCCCUUCACCAGACACUCACAAACUAGAAGCUUCAGAGAUGAAACUCAUAGCAUCUUUUGAAGACUCUUGCAGCUCCAAUGCCAAAAAACAGAGUGUCACAACACCUCCAAGAUAUCCUCAGAAGUUGCUUCUGCCAAAGCCCAAAGUGGCUCUGGUUAAACUUCCAGUCAUGCAGUUUUCUCCCAUGUCUGUCUUUGUGCCUACAGCCGACUCUUCGGCCCAGCCUGUGGUGUUAGGUGUGGAUCAGGGCUCCGCUGCGGGUGCUGUGCACUUGGUGCCCUUGUCAGUAGGAACCCUGAUCCUCGGCCUAGAUUCAGAGGCCUGCUCUCUGAAGGAGAGCCUACCUCUUCCAAAAAUCAUCAGUCCUGUUGUUGAACCAGUGAGUACAGGGGUUCAAGUGAACUUGGGUAAAAGUCCAUCUAAUCCCUUACAAGAACUAGGAAAUGCAUGUCAAAAGAACAGCAUUACUUCAAUCAAUGUGCAAACGGAUGUGUCCUUUGCCUCACCAAAUUUGAUACCUUGUGCUCCAUGGCUCGGCCCUGAUUCCUCUGUGUCGUCUUGUUCUCAGACUGAUCUAUCAUUUGAUUCUCAAGUGUCCCUUCCCAUUAGUGUUCAUACCCAGACAUUAAUACCCAGCACAAAGGUCACUUCAUCCAUAGCUGCUCAGACUGACACAUUUAUAGACACUUGUUUCCAGCCAGUUGGGAUUUCUAGAGAAACCCAAACCAGCGGGAUGCAAAGUUCCUCAAAUGACCAUGUACAGGUGGACCAAGGUGGAUUGUGUGGAGAUAUCUUUGAGAGUGUCCAUUCAUCAUAUGGUGUUCCUGCAGACAACAUGAUGAAUAGCAGCUUAGUAGCAGAGACAAUAACUCAUGGUUUGUUACCUCAGAAUGACUCUAAGAUUUUAAACCAAGUUAUUGAGAAAUCUGCACCCAUGCUGAACUUCAGUACACAGAAUAGCAUGCUUCCUCCACAGAACAUGACAGAUAAUCAGACCCAAACCAUAGACUUGCUAAGUGACUUAGAAAACAUCUUGUCAAGUAACCUGCCUAGUCAGACACUAGAUAACCGGACUCUUUUGUCUGACACAAAUCCUGGGUCUGAUACACAGCUUCCACCUGGCCCCACCCAGAACUCUGGAAUUGAUUUUGAUAUUGAAGAGUUUCUUUCAGCCUCAAAUAUUCAGACUCAGACAGAAGAGAGUGAACUUAGCACCAUGACCACUGAACCAGUCUUGGAAUCUCUGGAUAUAGAAACCCAAACUGACUUCUUAUUUGCAGACCCCUCUGCACAGCCCUAUGGGUGCAGGGGAAACUCAAACUUCUUAGGCCUUGAGAUGUUCGACACACAGACACAGACAGACUUAAACUUCUUUUUAGACAGUAGCCCUCACAUGCCCCUUGGCAGCAUUCUGAAACACUCCAGCUUCUCCAUGAGCACCGACUCGUCUGAUACAGAAACCCAAACUGAAGGAGCUUCCACUGCCAGAAGUAUGCCUACUUUAGAGAGUAAGGUUCAGUUGAACAGUGCAGAAACACAGACCAUGAGUUCUGGCUUUGAGACCCUGGGGAGCUUGUUCUUCACCAGCAAUGAAACCCAAACAGCAAUGGAUGACUUCCUUCUGGCUGACCUAGCCUGGAACACGAUGGAGUCUCAGUUCAGCUCUGUGGAAACCCAGACAUGUCCUGAGUUGCACUCCGUCUCCAACUUCUGAAAGUGGUGGUCACCUGGAGAUGGCACUUACUCCUUCCCAGCAGGUUUAGAGCAUGGGGAACAAGGACAACAGUACUGCCUCGGGAAUGUCAUGAAUGGUGCAGCUGUUUAGUCUCUGCAGUUCUUUGCCUUCCAUACUUGUAAACAUGAAGUUUGUAUAUAAAUGUGAAUGUAUUAUACACUGUAAGAUGUUGUCUAAAAAUGUUUUUGUGUUGCCUAUGUUUGCUCUUCUAUAGCUAGUCAUUCCAUCGUUGAAGUAUUUCAUACUGUAGAAUCUAUACAGCCGUUUGGGAGAAGCCAACCAUACCAGGUACUAGGGCGCAAAUUUUGCAAAUCUUCAAAAUGUUUCCACAAGUGCAGCAAAUUUAGGUGGCGGCACACAGACGCUUUCGGCCGCUGCAUCUGCCUGGGCACUCCUGCGUGCAGGCACACUGCUUUUCUGACUUAAAUGCUGAGGGAAACUACAGCUGCUUUAGCUUUUACAGCACCUUUCUUGAAAUCUUUGCUUUCCUUUCUCAUGCACUGUGAUCACUGCCACCUUGAGCAUGUGGUCCUUUCCUCGCAGAGGGUGGCUGCUUCGCCAUUUGUGCAGGAGCCACAGCGCUUAGUGUGAGUAGCCAUCCUGGUAACAGCAAGGCAUCUGAACAUGAGCGUGGGUGUUCAUCCUGGGCUGCUUCCUGCUUUGUAAAAAGUUUUCCUCUGCUUUCUCACCGUCACUGCUCAGAAGACUGCUAUGACCAAAUACAUCAGUUUCCCCAGGCCAGCCUCCAGAGCUUCUGACUAGCUAUAAACUGGGAUUCCUGAGGAUCCCCCCACCCCCGCCUUGAGUUCAAUUAAUUUAGUAAAGCCGCUCACAGAACUCAGGGAAACAGAUACUGCAAAGUAUAUGGCAUGUGGGCAGGGGCACAGGGCUUCCACUUCCUCUAGGCACACCCAUCACCCUCCAGGGACCUAUGCAUGUUGAGCUAUAUAGAAACCCUCCAAACCCAAUUUUUUGGAGGUUUAUGGGAGCUUCGUUAAUGGGCACAAUUAAUUAAAUCACUAGCUGUGAUCAACUUAACCUUCAGCCCCUCUCCUGUCCCUGAAGGUUGGGGUAUAGAACUAAAAAAAUACCUGAUCAUACCUGAUCUUGUGACUAAUCCUCAUCCUGAAGCUACCUAGGGCCACCAGCCAACAGUAACAUCAUUAGUAUAUAAGCACAAAUGUCUGUUCUCCAUAUUACAAGGAUCUUAGGAGUUGUAUGCUAGGAAAGAAGCCCAAAUACAUAUUUCCAUAUAUCAUAUCCCUCCUGCUCUCCACAGCAGGCCAGGGGACUACAGAGUUGGUUCCCAUAAUCCACCUACAGGCUGUAUCUGAGCUUAUCCCUGUUGUUAAAAAGGAAACAGUAGAAGCCGGAUGUGGUGGCACAUGCCUUUAGACCCUGUACUUGGGAGGCAGAGGUAGGAAGAUUGCUAUGAGUUCAAGGCCACCCUGAGUCUUAAUUCCAGGUUAGCCUGGGCUAGAGCAAGACCCUACCUCUAAACACAAAAAAUAAAAGGAAAACGUGGGAAGAGGAAAGGAAAUUACUGCCCAACAUCCAUAUUCAAUGCUUUGCACUUUCAAGCUUGAUAGGACAAGUGUGUUCUGUAAUUAAAGUGACUUUGUUGAAUUUUAAAAAUUGCUUUGGUCUAGCCAGGAUAUUUAUCUGUGCCUUGAGGCUAUCAAUCAUAGAAUAGAUCCAUUUAAAGUAUGGUGUUCUGCAUUUUGUUGUGAUACCAAACAUUCUUUAUAGAAAAAGAGGUGAUGCUGGGCGUGGUGGCACACGCCUUUAAUCCCAGCACUCGGGAGGCAGAGGUAGGAGGAUUGCUAUGAGUUCAAGGCCACCCUGAGACUCCAUAGUGAAUUCCAGGUCAGCCGGGGCUAGAGUGAGACCCUACCUCAAAAAAAACCAAAAAAAAAAAAAAAAAAAAAGAGGUGAAAACCUUACUUCAAUAAUCAAGAACAUUUGCUGAGAGGAGAGCCAGGUGAAGCACAGGUUGGGGGUUCUCUGCUCAGCUUGCAGGGAAGUAAGUUCAGUGCGGCCUGUGAGUUUUUUACCUCACGUGCUGUUGUUUCCAUGGUGCAUGCUUGUGCUGCUGGAGGCUGAGUCCUCAGAACCUAAGACAUCUAAUGAUCAUUACAUCGUGGUGUUGCUGCUAAUGCGUAUCCCAUACAUCUGUGAAAGACUUGGGAAUGGGUGAAUAACACAUCCAGGCAGAUGAAAGCCCAUAAACACUGACUUUGGGCACAGUUGCCUAGGAAUAUGGGUCUCAGAACAAACAUAAAGCCUUAACUUAGAUUUUCGUUGCUUUGGAAUUGUCACUGCCUUAAUGUUCAAAGUCUUUUGAAGGUCUCCUAGUAAAGGAGGGAUGCAUGUUUGUCUGUGGCUUUGUGUAAAUAGGCGUGCAGUAAUCUGUGGCUUUAAAUUUGUUUCCGUGGCAAUGCUAUAGUUAUUUACAGGGACAAAAAUGGAGCAUGUAAUUGUUCCUCAUGUACAAGAACUGUUCCCACAGUACCUUAGUCACCUGAAAUGUCCUAAGUUUAUUCGUGAAAACUGAAAUUUGGUGAUUAAAAGGAAGCUAGAACUCUC
Messenger RNA from Jaculus jaculus (lesser Egyptian jerboa), 5070 nucleotides. RefSeq names its product ATM interactor (gene Atmin). The coding region runs from base 1 to 2463 and encodes 820 amino acids. Gene Ontology annotation, cellular component: nucleus. The record is from RefSeq and is a predicted model, not a curated record. NCBI's taxonomy places the organism in Eukaryota, Metazoa, Chordata, Mammalia, Rodentia, Dipodidae. The transcript has 4 exons. Gene Ontology annotation, molecular function: DNA-binding transcription factor activity, RNA polymerase II-specific; transcription cis-regulatory region binding. Gene Ontology annotation, biological process: regulation of transcription by RNA polymerase II.